This is a messenger RNA of Petromyzon marinus (sea lamprey), 4280 nucleotides long. RefSeq names its product occludin. Gene Ontology annotation, cellular component: apical plasma membrane; cytoplasmic vesicle; bicellular tight junction. Gene Ontology annotation, biological process: bicellular tight junction assembly. NCBI's taxonomy places the organism in Eukaryota, Metazoa, Chordata, Hyperoartia, Petromyzontiformes, Petromyzontidae. The record is from RefSeq and is a predicted model, not a curated record.
GGAGGAUCGGGGCGUGGUUAUAGAGGAACGGGGGGCGUGGCAUCGACUGGUGGGGGCGUGGCCGCGUAGGUGACACCGCCUCCUCACCUGCCUGCCGCGUCGUCGUCUUCCCCCAAGCGAGUGGAGAGGCGGAAGCGAGUCGAGCUGUCGGGAGCGCAAGGUGAGACACAUCAGGAACGAUGUACAGACAACCUCGGUCAAAUGAUGACCCUCCUCCAUACAAUGGCUCCCAGCAAGGCUAUGCCCAACCAAUGUUCGACAGGCAGCUCAUGUACGGCUCUCGUGGUCCCACGGGAGACUUCAAUGCGGAGCCGGUGAUGUUGCCUCACUCUCAGGCUGCCUCCUGGUACCCAGACCAAGCCGAUGCCCGCUCCAGGGUACCUCCGGGUUCGUACUACGUAGGCAGCGAGUACCCGGAGGAUCUUGGGCCCAUCGACUUCAAGUCUUGGCGUUCCCCACCGGGAGUCAUCCGCAUCCUGCAGGGAAUUGCCCUGCUAAUGUGCGCUGCCAUCUUCGCUUGCGUCGCCUCCACCCUGCAAUGGGACCUUGACACGGGUACUGGAUUGUCCGGUGGGAUGGGUGGCUACGGAACGGGCUAUGGCGGAGGCAGCUAUGGCGGAGGCAGCUAUGGGGGUGCAUACGGUACCGGCUUUGGAGGAUAUGGCACAGGCUACGGAACCGGGGGAAUGUACGGGAUCUAUACCGAUCCCAAGGCUGGCAAGGCCUUCAUGAUGGCCAUGGUCCUGAUAUGUUUUGGCGUAGUGGUCGCCCUGUUCAUCAUGAGUUCCAUCAAGUCGAAGAUGGCUCGAACACGGCGCUUCUACCUCAUCACCAUCAUCUGCUGCGCUGUGCUGGCUGUGCUGGUGCUCAUCGCCACCAUUGUUUAUAUCAUGGCGGUGAAUCCCACGGCCCAGUCUACUGGUUCCAUCUACUACACACAAAUUAUGGCGCUUUGCAACCAGUUCUACAUGCCCACCACCACUGGGUACUACUGGAACCAAUAUCUCUACCACUACUGCGUUGUUGACCCACAAGAGGCCAUUGCCAUUGUGUGUGGCUUUAUGCUGGUCAUUGCCCUGCUUCUCAUGAUCUUCUUCGCCUGGAAGACCAGACGCCAGAUGAACAAAUAUGGGAAGCAUAACGUCAUGUGGGACAAAGCUACUGUGCCCGAUGUGGAGGAAUGGGUCAACAAUCUGGAACCAGUGGAAGGAGGAGAGGGGAUGGACAUGAAAGGUAAUGGCCUGAUGAAGCAAGGAGAUGGGAAUGAGUCAAGGUUGGAGUCUGCAUUGCCUGUUAACGGCAUGUCCUACAGUCCUGAACCCUCGGCUCCGUCUCACGCGGUCCCCCUGAUGAACUCGCAGCCCUCCCGGCCUCUGAGCAGCGACUCGUCAGAGCCGCGCCAGCCCCCGAAGCGCCGGCCGCGGCGCAAGCGCAAGCCCAAAGCACAGCAGCACGACGGCGAGGAAUCGUACUAUGACACGGACUACACAACCGGCGCCGAGUCCUGCGAAGAGCUCGACGAGCAGGAUGAUGACCUGGAGAGGAAAUACCCUCCGAUAACCUCGGACUCGCAAAGGCAGGAGUACAAGCGGGACUUUGAGACAGUGAUGCAAAGCUACAAGCGCCUGCAGACUGAGCAAGAUGAUCUCCAUCGACAGCUGACGGAGCUUGACAAGCAGCUGGACACCCUGGACUCCGAGACCAGCGAGUACCGGGAUGCAGCCGAACAGUUUAACAGACUGAAAGACAUCAAACAAACACAGGGCUACAAGGACAAGAAGCAGCACUGCAAAGAGCUCAAGCGCACCGUCACUCACAUCAAGCAGAUGGUUUCCGACUAUGAUCGCGCCAAGUAAGAAGCCAUUUUUUUAGGGAGCCUUUGACAGAGCAUGGUAUGUCAUUUUGGCUUUUUAUUCUUGGUGGGUUUUUUAAGCUUAAGUAGUUGAAUAAGUCGUUCACUCCUCAAAACCUUUUUUUGAUAAGUGCCGAGGUAAGAUCAUUUGGCCCAUUGGUCAUUGAAUUAUUUUGGUCCAUGUCUUUUUUAAUAGAAAAUAAACUGCUACUCUUUUAUUUUGAUGUCAUAAAAAAUAUUUUGUCCUUAAAUGUGUUAUUAGCUGCAAUACUGAUUAUUUUGUGACGUUGCGUUCUACUGAUUGUGCAUUAAACUGGUGGGCUCAUAUGGAAAUGCUUAAUGUGCGAGGAGAAAUAUAAUGCUCUAAACGUCUUAAGCGACAGCAGCGUACACUUAGGCUCAUAUUCUUAGUCACAGCUCAGCACAGGCUCUGGCUCCAGCGAGCCGGCUCAAAGCCAUGCUGAACUUGAGCCCGGCUCUGAGCAUGGUUCCCAACCAUCCCCAGGGUGUCCACGAGCUGAGCUUAAGCCAUGGCUGAGUCAGUCAUCCAUCUUUGAAAGAAAUUGACCAACUGAAGCCUGAGCUGAGUCAUUUUUUAGGCUAGGCCAGAGCGGAGCUGUGACUAAGAAUAUGGCCCCUAAGAGUAGAGCUACACACUUUUGCCUAUUUCCCACAUUUAGUCAGUUCACUGAUGGAUGAAGGACUCCACACCACGUGCCGGCAAUGAAGGGUCUUGUUUGACGAUUCUUCACCGGGCUGGUCUGUGUGGGUUGGUGGGAGGGGCCAGGGGGAGUGUGAGGGUGGAGGACCAGUUAAGAUUACACUCGCCACUGGUGUUAGCUGUGACCAAGGAAUCCAUGCCAGGUCACUGGGUUCAGUGCAGUGUGACAACCAAUGUGCCACUGCUCAACCCCAUUUGUAUAUCCCUAAAACGUGAAUAUGUUGCAGAUUUGACAUUGUGUGCACGCCUGCAUUCUUAAUUGCACACGACGUAUAUGUACACACUGGUUUAGAGACACCUCUCUGGGCUAUAUUAUCACGUGGUGGUUUUAACAUCGAACAAUUCCUGAAAGAGCAAUCAACUGACAAAUAGUUGGAAUUUGCUUUAUCAGAAUGUGUUAAUCUGCAAUGGAUCCUUUGCCAUUAAUUCAGGUAAUGGUCUACUGUAAUUAUGUAUUGUGGGAAGAGUGAAUCGAAUAGAAGAUGUACAAUUUAAGAUAAUUACUGCAUAUUAACUUUAAUAGUCUUAAUUGAGAUUCAUAUACUUUUGUUAGUAUGUGUACCUUCAUGCAUGAAUUUAAUUAAUUACACUUUGACCUUACUCUGACGGGCCUUGAUUUGCUGUGAUCUCUGUGUAAAGGACUUUGUGGUCUCUAUAUAACAUUGGAAUGCAAUGCCUUUUGAAAGCAGAAUUAAUAAAAGUACUCUAAAAGGUAAAAAAAAAAGAAUUCUACAAUAUAACUUGAGAUGCGGUGAAAUUUGUUAUCGCACUGGCCUUGCAAUCCAGAGGUCACCAGGGCAUCCUCCUGGCACGGCAGUUGAAACAAUGGGCCAAUAUGAUAAGUCCCCACCUGCCUCUGUCCACCCAGCAGUAUAAAUGGGUACCACCACAGUUAAGUCGAUCGGUCGGUCGCAUGUGCUGGGCAAGAAUCGGCCAAAUACUCUCCAGAAGGGAUUUCUGGAGCCUCCCUCUAGUGGGAGGCCCUGUCAUCAGUAGUAGUGCAAGCAAGCAGUUGCAGGGCUGCACCUUUAUCUUUUACAACAUGACUUGUCAUGCAACAAUAAAUUGUAUUUGGACGUAAGGUGAUCGUACAAAUUGGUUAUAACUGGAGAUUGCUUGGGCAGUUUUGCCUGUUUAGAUCAAGGUUCAAGCCUAAUUUAUAGAGGGGAUAUUGAACUAAGCUUGGUUAAGGAUAAUGUUUUAAAGCAUGACACCUAGCAAUUCAACACUGUAAAGAUGUGUGUAACUGGACAUCUGUGAAAAGAGCUUCAUAGCUCAUCGGAUUUCUCCAGGAUAAGUAAAGAUUCUGUAAUAUUUUUUGACUGAUUAUAAAGAAAUGUUCACCCUCAGUAGACCAAUGAAUGUGAUCGUUUGAAAGAAAAAAUAAUGUACAACACAUUUGGUAACAGCACAUGUAUGUAAAAUAUGUUUUUUUUAAGCUCGUGGUAUUAAAACGUUUGUGUGUGUGUUUGGUAUGUGUAUAUCAAUUACUUGCUUUGACAUAUAACAAAAAUGUUUAUGGUCAUUUUAAGUUGGGUAAGUUUCGAUACCGCUUGAUCGUGUCUGGUGGUGGGAAUUUAUUUGUAAGUUCAUUUUAAACAUAAUAUUCACAUUCUAGACUUAACAUUUGUAUUUUUUCUCAUAGAAUGUAAACUUUGUUGAUACACUCAGACAAAAAAAUAAACUCUUUUUGUUAAAUACCAUGAA